Cryptococcus wingfieldii CBS 7118 is the source of this 5802-nucleotide messenger RNA. Its product is annotated as vacuolar membrane-associated protein IML1. Lineage: Eukaryota; Fungi; Basidiomycota; Tremellomycetes; Tremellales; Cryptococcaceae. The record is from RefSeq and is a predicted model, not a curated record. Gene Ontology annotation, cellular component: GATOR1 complex. The transcript has 9 exons. Gene Ontology annotation, molecular function: GTPase activator activity. Bases 1 to 5802 code for a protein of 1933 amino acids. Gene Ontology annotation, biological process: positive regulation of autophagy; intracellular signal transduction; negative regulation of TORC1 signaling.
AUGGCGGGUGUCUGUCCUGCCGAGAGUGCUGUUGAGGCCGUCGAAAGCGCUCUCGGCAUCGUCGCCUCCGCCUCUACUUUCGUUGUCCACUCCCCGCCUAGACCUCAGGCCGCUCGCGCGCGAUCAUCUACUAUCGUUGGUACAGGCUCUCUUCCACCUGGAAGCACACAACGCGGCCCUCCGACAAUUGACCUCUCCGCAUCCUCCUUCCGCAUAACCACCAAUCCCCAGCCAUCCCAGCCAUCAGCUGCUGCCGAAGCACUCACAAAUCUCAAAGGCAGUGCCAAGCGGCCUCGGAUGAGAGACGCUAGCUCGGGGCAUAACCGCGUCUCGUCAUGGCCUAGCCCGCCGCAACCGGUCGUGACAGCUAUGCCUUCCGCCCCAGCUGUACCUACCCGAGCUACUCUGGAAGGAGGAAUUUUGGACCUGUCUUCACUUGAGAAAGAGAGAGACAGUGCAACUCUGUUGCUAUAUACCUACCGACCACCGAUAUCCAAUGCUGCCAACAACAAUGCCGCCCACCCUUCUCCCUUACCCUCUACAUCAGCCUCGCCGACUGCACCAUCAUCUCAGGUCACUAUCAACUAUGCCGCUCUCCCUUGGGAUGUAAAGCCCGGGGACUAUCUUGAAAUCAGAAAGAUUGCUCGUCCCAAGACCUCUCGUUCUGUGGCGCCAAUGCGCAUACAAGGGCUGGAAGGAGAAACGCAGCAAAAGGUCAAAGGGUCACCUGCCAUUGAGGGCGUCAAGCCUGGAAAGGGUAGGGAGGGGUAUGUCUUCAGACUAGGGGAUGAUUCUCCCAAUACCAAUAUCCACCAAAUCCAGGUCCCAGACUCUGUCGCCUCCGCAUUCGGCUUCCAAAACAGAUUGGAGGUCGAAGUCCGCAGAGUGCACGACAAGGAAUCUGCCCACACCGAUUAUAUCGAGCUCUACUUUUCCCAAUACCUUGGACGAGCCGAUAUGUGGCGUCUAGGUAUGUCAUUGGAGGGCACCACAUUGCAUGUAGGGGAGAAGGUAUCCUUGGCGGGAGGCGCUGUGCGCGCAGAGGUCAACUUUAUAAUACGCAGUGAGAGAGAUAAGGAUGGGACGAUGAUCAAGCCGAAAAAGUAUUCCAGUGGUAUCGUCACCGCAAAGACAAAGACCAUAUUUCGGAGUAAGAGUGCCCAAGUGUAUAUAUUUAUACAGCUCUGUGAGGAAACCUGGCAAUUCGAUGAAGAUGGAGAGCGAUAUGUUGAAAAGGUAGUACAUGGCUACCUCCCCGAAUUGUUUGCGAGAUGGGCAGAAAAAGGCACAUCUCAUGUCGCCACAAUCGUCCUCUUUGCCCGUAUCUUUUACCGCGACGACGAGGUCGAGUACCUCCGCAAACAUGACAUGACAGACAUGCUGUGCCAAGAUCACUCUGGCCAAUGGUACAAAGACUUUUUCAAGGUCGCCGUCGAUCUCGAAAGGCGAAACGACUGGAUGAGUUCUCUGCCCGAGAUCAAGAGACAGCUGGAGAGGAGUGAGAGAGACAUCUUGUUGGAUUACCACUUGGGGCUGUUGAGAGCCAAAGGGGUUGAAGAGGAGAUCAAGAUUGUCGGAAAAUGGAGUUUUGCUUAUCAAGGCAAUGUCCUUGAAGCCAUCAACCUCGCUCUCAACCCCUUCGACGAACAUUACGUCGACAGAGAUCUUUCCCGCACCGGUCUGUCUAUCACUGUCGUCACACCCGGUACUGGUCACUUUGCCGUCGACAAGAAUCUGCUCAGGUUAACAACCGAGCGUAUGGUGGAUCAUGGUAUCACCACAGAUUUCGUCUGUCUCACCAAGAUGCCGCUUCAUAGCGUGCCCCUGUUCAGCUAUAUCACACACAAGCCAAAGGGCCCGGUUUAUGAAGAUGGCUCGGGUCAAAGAAGGCUUAUAGCGCCUGAUUUGCUAUACUUCGAUGGUCAAACAGCCAUUGCAAAGGACACCGAGUUGUCUGACUGCUAUUCUCUACCUUCUUGGGUUAGCUGCUCCUUCUACGCAGUGACUCACGACAAACCGUUCCGGGAAGACCGCUUCGUUCCGCGGUGCAAGAUGUAUGAUAUCCAGAUGCUCGGCAUACUGGACCACAACCUCACAACCGUCACUGUCCCACUCCUCAACGUCGACGAUACGCCCAUGCCCCGUCGGCCGCUCACCGCCGAGAAUAGAAAGACGAUCAGGGAUGACUUUGAUCAAUCCAUUUUCAGUAAUAAUGUGGAGAUGCCUCCAAAAGUCGGACUCGGUACUUCGCCGAUAGGGUCAGCGGCAUCAGGGAGCGUUCCGGCGAGCUAUCAGUCGGCGAGACUCCUGGCGGAGAAGGAGAAGGAAAAGUUGCCUUCACUGUCCAUGUCCAAAGACAGGACGAGCUCAAUGUCAAUGUCCAGACCAAAAGUGUUGGAGUUUCAGAACUCCAAGUUGUCUCCCAUCAAGGCCAUGGUCGAAAUGGAAGAUAUCGAGCUUGGGAAGAAGGCGCCUCUACGGGAACCGUCCCCUGCGCCGUCCUCGCUGAGUUUGCGCAAAGGUUCCAGGAGGUCACUCUCACCCACCAAGCUGGCACAGAUCACCCGAGUGCCUCAGGAUCCCAAACAUCCUACAGUGCCGUCACUGUUAUCAGAGAGUCGAGUCGGCUCCCCGACCACAGCGACCAGGUCGUUAUCUGCUUCUCCAGCCCCACCCCCCGCCGAGACAGGGAAAGACUCGUCUACGGCGACUUCUCCUCCUCAAGCCGACACGGCAGAGCGUCAUUCGUCCCCAUCCCCUCAUUCUAUUCGCUCCGUCACGACCGAUCAAUCUGGCGCAUCGACGCCCAAGCAAACGACGCCUGGCAAGAGCCUUAAACACCAACCAAGCAAGGGCUUAUUGCCAAGGUGGAUAUACAACAGCUUGAGCUUCAAGCCCUUAGUGUCUACCUCCACGCUGAGCUCAGCCGAGCCAGCGACAGAGACUGCAACGAGGUCGGACGUUGUUGGUGGCGCGAACAGAAGAUCAAGCUCUCCUUCACCUUCCAUUGGUUCUUUGAGAGGGCGAGCUUCAAAGUUGCCCAACCCUCAAGCCAUCGUGACUCCAAGCACACCCUCUCCUUCGCGCAUCGAGCGUUCAGAGUCUAGAUCAAUGAAACCUAGAGAGAUCAGAGACAGGGGAAAGGAAAACGGCCAGGAUCAAGGCACUCAGCCCCUGCCCAUUGCAGCCUCCAAAGCUCGUGUCCAAUCGCAGUCCGAAGAGGACGCCAUUUCUCGCUCGCUUCGCACGAAAUCAAACGCUGCACUCUCCAGGUCCCACGAGGAUUCCUCCUUGCGCGCAGCUCAAAGCAACGCCCUCGUUCAGUCAUCAAGGCACUUCACCAUCAACCCUUGCAAGCCUUCGGUGGAGACAAUCGAUCGAGUACGAGAUGCUGGUGGCCGUCGCUGGCGAUUUGUCCUUCCCAAGUUGACACAACAGCACAUCGUGCAAUGGCCCAGCCUCAUUGCUCCCGCAUGUCUACCCCUCACGACCGACUUUUUACCGGACCAAAAGCAGAGCGACGAGCUGUACACGACGGGAACGUAUACUGUACAGUGUUAUCUGGAGGACAAUGCCUUUUUGAUCAGGUCGGAUGCCGCGGAAGCCAAUCUGCCUUUGGCUAUGAUGCGCGAAAUGGUUUCGCAGAGAUUGUCUCAAAACUUCCAGGUCAUUGUACAACCCCAUGAGCUCUCUGAGCCGGAAACUCCCCACCCGAUGCCAAUUCAUCUGGAGAAAGACGCCGAUAUCGGCGUUGAACUCGUAUCCGGCGGAGCGUCAGAAGUGCUUAAGAAUGGGCAAGGUGCAAUUUGGCUUUCAUGGGCAAACCGCAUCCACAGGCUUCUAUUCCACCCGAAUAGACCAGAGAUCAUCGUACACUGGAUGACACGAAAGAUCAUGCACGAGACAAAGAGCGUGCCUUGGAAGGGGUUGGUGUGGCCCGCUGGGACGAACGGGUAUCAGAAAGCCUCUGCGACUUUUGCAUAUCCGGACGUCUCCUUGAAAAUCAACUACAACCACCUCGACCAUCUCAUCAUUGGGGAGCGUGCUGAUUUCGGACCUCUUCGAUACUGGCGGACGCGCUUCAUUUUGAUACCCUCGGACAGAGAGCCCGGCUCCUUCCCAGGUGUGAUGCCCAAAAACGAGUUCCUUGGCUCCAAUGACUUGCUGUGGCUCGGCUCACAGAAAGUCAUGGAGACGCUUUCUAGGUAUCUCUUGAAGUACCCUGAAGGACAGAUCCCGCAAAGGUCGAUGAAGAUUGUGACAACCACAUUCGAUCCAUCGACUUGCGUGUUGGAUGAGGAGCUGAUGAUGGAUCUCGCGCGACAGAUUCAUGAGGUGCCAAAAGGAAGCACCAGAAGAAAGAUAGAGGGGAUGACAUUGGCGCAAGUUGCGGAGGCAAUGUGCAUGCCAGGCAAUGGUCUUGUCAUCAGGACGAGAUGGUGGGAAGCGCGACAACAUGUCUCUUCUUUCAACGGUUUCGAACUUCGAGAAUGGUUGCAGAACAAUUUUGAGGAUGUUACUAGCCGAGAGAAGGCUCAAGAGUGGGCCAUGGAGUUGACCAACAAGGGUUUGAUAGAGCACGUCACCAAAUCUCACGGCUUUUUGGACUACUGGCACGUGUACUACCGCCUUCGCGAGCCGUACGAUCAAAUGUACAAGCCGCCUACCAAGCAAGAGAAAGAAAGCAAAAACAAGUCUUGGUUCUCUUCCAGCUCCAAAGGAUCUCGCCGUCAACCCCCUUCUGCUACCAGCACUCCUACUGCGGGUAAAGGCAAUGUUGCUGCUUCAGCGAUUGCCGAGCCUGUGGCCGCUAUGGCAGAUAGCAGCGCUUCAACCUCGACACAACCUAGUGCCGCUGGAGAUAGUAGCAGUACUGCCGGCGACUCUGAACACGACCAGUCCUCGCUCGCCAAGAUCUAUCUCAAGACCCACGAAGACGAAGAAAAGAAGGGUGGUAGAAAGAGAAAGAUCGUCAUGACUCAGACAAGGGUACUGGACCUGGACCCCAACAGGAAAAGUGACCGAGCAGAGGUUGCUAUUCUGCAUGCGGACGUUGUGCACAACGCCAAGAAUGCGUUCCACUUUGAGUUGAACUGGCUAGGUGUCACCGCCGCCCUUCUGGACGAGCUUCGCCAAAAACUCUCUGCACAAGCCGAUCGUUACGGGCUCCGCUUCGUUGAAACACCUGUGGAGCAGAUCGCCGAUAUCUCCAAAAAGUGUGCUUACCGCACCGCUAUCCCUAUCAAGCUCGCGCUCGCCCCUCCUGUCAUCCCCGACCUGCAUACUCGCCUCGUGGCGGUAGCACACGGUACAGGCCAAGCAGAGAACUACUUCGAGUACUCUAUUCUGACCCGCAAGUUUGGCUUUGUGCUUGACAUGGAGGCGACAGAUAGGUACCCCGACAACGUGGAAGUGGUCUAUGCCUAUAGAAAGGGCGGUGUCAAUAAGUACACCUACUCCCAGUUCUGUCACAAAACAGGCCUCGCGCUGGUGCAGUGUGUGGGCGGUGAGGAAGGAUUCUUGUGGAGCGACAAUAGGCUGGUAGUGUCAGCGCCUACAAGGAGGGGUGUCGGAAACAGAGUGGAGGAGGCAAGGUCGUUGAGGAGAGAAUUGGAUCAGUUCUGUUCGGAUAAGGAGCAGUUGGAGAAGUUUUACAAGGAAGUCACCCCACCUGUGCUCACGACAGGGGAGAACACUCCUGCACAGUCACCGGGUGAACAGUCUGCUCCACGAGAGGAAAAACCUGCUCAACAAGUUGCUGCCGAAGUGCAGUCGGUCACUGAAGAGAAGGCCGAUUCUUAG